GGAAACUAUUAUGACCACGUGACUGCACACGUGAUCACUAUGUUAGUCACGCUGAACGGGUUUGGUAGCCGCCGCAAAUUGACCGGCAGAGUAUAAGUUCCUGAAGUAUUCCUGGCUCUUCGCUGAUCAAAGUCCAACCCCGUCAGUUCCCUUUGUUUCUAUAGAAAAGGCGAAUAUCAAUUGGAGUCUUAGAGAAGAGAAUCUAUCGAGAACAGUAAUGGCCGACAACGAUCUCUCAGAGAAGCUGGCCCUGCUCGGUCUCAGCGAUCAAAAGCUGUCCGACGCAUUGAAAAACAAGAAACUGGCCGCCACCCUUUCGUCCGUCGCGCAGGAAUCAGGACUGACUUCACCGGUUGAAGACAAGACCUCUGCUGCGCUGCUUCAGUCGCUGGCGUCUGCUACCAAGGACGUGGCGGAUCCGAGCGUGCUGGCUGCCAGACCGCUGGUGAUCAACGCGAUCCUGGACAAGAAAAUCAAAUCAUCUGUGCAGCUUGAUGGUGCUGUUUCGUACAUCAAAUCUGCUGGCGAGAAAGCAAACGCUUCUGAUCUCGAAGAAGCCGCUGGUGUCGGCAAGGAGUCUACACCGGAACAGAUCAAAGCUGAAAUUGCAGCAUACUUCGAGGCCAACAAGGAGUCCAUCACCACAAAUCGCUACAAGUCGAUUCCUAGCCUCAUGGCCGGAAUCAAGCGCCUUCCAGGACUGAAGUGGGCAGCACCCGGUGAAGUCAAGCUCGCGAUCGACGCAAAGCUGCUCGAAGUUCUAGGACCGAAGGACGAGCGCGACGCACCGCCCAAGAAGACAAAGAAGGAAAAGACGCCUGCCGCCGCGGCGGCGUCCACCGAGCCAAAGAAAGCUCGCAACAUGUUCACCGAGGGAUUCUUGGGCGAUCUUCACAAGCCGGGUGGAAACGAGCAGACUAGACCUGAGCUGAUGGAGCAGCACUUGAAGGCCACCGGAGGAAAAGUCGUCACCCGAUUCCCUCCAGAGCCUAACGGGUACCUACACAUUGGACACAGCAAAGCGAUCGCCAUCAACUUUGGCUAUGCGAAAUUCAACGACGGUAUCUGCUACUUGCGUUACGACGACACCAAUCCCGAGGCCGAGGAGGAGAAGUACUUCACCGCGAUUCUCGACAUCAUCACCUGGCUAGGGUACAAGCCCUACCAGAUCACCUACUCGUCAGACCAUUUCCAGGAGCUCUACGAUCUAGGAGAAGAGCUGAUCCGACGCGACAAGGGAUACGUCUGCUUCUGCACCGCCGAAGAAGUCCAUAACAACCGUGGUCUUCAUGGCGGCCCGCGAAUCGCUUGCGCUCAUCGUAGCAAGCCCGUCGAGCAGUCUCUCGAGGAGUUCCGCGCGAUGCGUGACGGGAAGUACGCCCCGGGCGAGGCUACCAUGCGGAUGAAGAUGGAUUUGGAGGAUCCGAACCCGCAAAUGUGGGACCUGGUGGCGUACCGCGUGCUGAAUGCGACCCAUCAUCGCACAGGCGACAAGUGGAAGAUUUAUCCGACGUAUGAUUUCACGCACUGUUUGUGUGAUUCGUUUGAAAACAUCUCCCACUCGCUCUGCACGACUGAGUUUUACUUGUCGCGCCAGUCGUAUGAAUGGCUCUGCGAUGCGCUCGACGUGUACAAGCCCGCGCAGCGCGAGUACGGCCGGUUGAACAUCACCGGCACAAUCAUGUCGAAGCGCAAGAUCCUUAGACUUGUCAAAGAACACUACGUCUCGGGCUGGGACGAUCCGCGGUUGUUCACGUUGGUGGCCAUCAAACGACGCGGCGUCCCCCCCGAAGCCAUUCUCUCGUUUGUCAACGAGCUCGGCGUGACGACGACAAACAGCAACAUCCAGGUCGCCAGAUUCGAGUCCUCGGUGCGAAAGUACCUCGAAGACAACACUCCGCGACUGAUGCUGAUUCCAGACCCGAUCCCGAUGAUUCUGGAGAACUUGCCGGACGACUACGUGGAGGAGAUUGCCGUGCCUUACAAACCUGGCGCGUCCGAGUUUGGCGAACACACUGUUCCGUUCACAAAGAAGGUCUUUAUCGAUCGCUCUGAUUUCAGAGAGGUUGAUUCGGCGGACUACUUCCGUCUCGCGCCGGGCAAGUCGGUCGGCCUCUUGAAGGUUCCGUACACUGUCAAGGUCACAUCGUUCACCAAAGAUCCCGCGACGGGCAAGAUCACCGAGAUCAGAGCUGUGUACGAGAACGACAAGAAGGUGAAGCCAAAGACGUACAUUCAAUGGGUUGCCGAAUCCGCCGCACACAGCUCGCCAAUCAAGGUCUCUGAGGUGCGAAACUUCAACCGCCUGUUCCUUUCUGAAAACCCAGAGUCCAACCCGGACGGAUACCUUGCCGACAUCAACCCCAACUCGAUCGAGCUGUGCGAAAACGCGGUGAUUGAGAUCGGCUUUGACGACUUUAAGAAGAAGUUUGUCAAGCCCGGAGCGGGACCUGAGAGCAUGAGGUUCCAGGCUCUGAGAGUAGGAUACUUCUGCGUCGAUAAAGAUACUACCGACGAGAAGCUUGUUUUUAACAGAAUCGUUACUUUGAAGGAGGACUCCAGCAAAGAUAACUGAUUUGCUCUACUGUAUACAAUCUAUCUGCUUAUUUUUUUGUUCUUGCAUAUUGAAGAGUUUAUAUACUAAUGUAACAAUCUAAAGUAAAUAAUAAUACUAAAUCUAAUUGUAUUCCU
This is a messenger RNA of Myxozyma melibiosi, 2691 nucleotides long. Its product is annotated as tRNA synthetases class I, catalytic domain-containing protein. Lineage: Eukaryota; Fungi; Ascomycota; Lipomycetes; Lipomycetales; Lipomycetaceae. The transcript is spliced from 3 exons. The coding region runs from base 218 to 2575 and encodes 785 amino acids. Gene Ontology annotation, cellular component: cytosol; cytoplasm. Gene Ontology annotation, biological process: translation; glutaminyl-tRNA aminoacylation. The record is from RefSeq and is a predicted model, not a curated record. Gene Ontology annotation, molecular function: glutamine-tRNA ligase activity; ATP binding.